AUGAAAGGAUUUAUAUUAAUUAUUUAUUUAUUUUUAAGGGUUGAUUUAUGUCGGGGAGUUAUAUCGGAAAAAAAUCGUGCUAAAAUUGUCGAAAAUUAUAUUUUGUCGGCAAAUUUCGAUAAUGAUUUACCGACAAAUUUACAAUACGAGAGUUCUAAAAAUGUAAAACAUAAAAUUAAUGGUGGCGGCGGAAGCGGAAGCGGUGGUGACGAUGUCGACGACAACAGCGAUCGUAGCGGUCAAAAUAAAAAUUAUUAUCCGAUUGAAAAUGUCAAAUCGAAAAAUGAUGAUGAAUACGUCAUCAUCGAUGACGCAUACGUUUUAAAAUCAAAAACUCUUUUUGGAUCUUUAACGGGAAUUUUGGGACGUUAA
Molecule: messenger RNA, 372 nt
Organism: Pediculus humanus corporis (human body louse)
Lineage: Eukaryota; Metazoa; Arthropoda; Insecta; Psocodea; Pediculidae
Exons: 3
Coding region: 1-372 (123 amino acids)
Source: RefSeq, a predicted model, not a curated record